Schistosoma haematobium is the source of this 2884-nucleotide messenger RNA. RefSeq lists its product as uncharacterized. The record is from RefSeq and is a predicted model, not a curated record. Bases 1 to 978 code for a protein of 325 amino acids. Gene Ontology annotation, cellular component: cytoplasm; plasma membrane. The transcript has 5 exons. NCBI's taxonomy places the organism in Eukaryota, Metazoa, Platyhelminthes, Trematoda, Strigeidida, Schistosomatidae. Gene Ontology annotation, molecular function: protein binding.
AUGCUGACGAAAAACGUAUCCCAUCCAACAUCCAAUCUUUGCGAUCACUUGCAUGAACCGAUUGAUUUCUUUGAUCAUGUCCAUAUGUCUUUGUACCCUUCUCUCGAAGAGUUAAAAGUACAGUCUAUUAUUGAUAGUCAAAACAAUGGACCUUCAACUCCGCAGUCUGACUGUCAAAGGCCAUUAUCACAAAUUAACCCCACUCUAUCUGGAAAUUGCAAUAUGGAUAAUAAUAUGUCUUCUUACAACAUUUGUGGUAGACCUGUUACCUGUGUAUCUACAAUAUCUGGCAUUUUUCCUCAAUCUGGUAUGGGCUGUGGGGUCAAUUCAAUGUCAAUUGCUCCUUUUACACCAAGCGGAGCGCUUUGUCUACCGCUUCCAGCACCAUUUGAUUGCGUAGAUAUAAAACCAGGAGUUAGACUUGUUACUCUUUGUAAAAAUGAAUUCGGUAAAGUCGGAAUUCAGCUUAAAGAAAUACAGAAAGGUAUAUUUGUUUCAUUUGUGGAAGGAUUUUCACCAGCUGCACUUGGCGGUGUGCGUUUUGGAGAUCAAGUCCUGGAAAUUAAUGAUAUUCUAGUUACAGGUUGUUCAGGGACAAGAUCAAUGGAAAUAUUGAAAAGUUCAACUCCUAACAACAUAAAACUUGUAUUACGUGACCGUCCAUUCGAACGUGUUAUUACUGUGCAUAAAGAUAGUUUAGGUGCAAUCGGUGUACAUGUUCGUAAUGGUUUAAUUAAAGCAAUUGUUAAAGACUCAAGUGCUGCACGUAAUGGUUUAUUAACUAAUCAUCAAAUUAUUGAAAUUAAUGGACAAAAUGUUGUUGGUUUAAAGGAUAAAGAUUUAUUACAACUGAUGGAGGAAUCAAAAACUCCAAUGAAAGUUACGAUUAUACCAAAGACAUUUUAUGAUAAAUUAACUAGAAGUCUUCCAACUGGACAAUUACGAUUACAAAUGGAUCGUUCAUUACCUUUUGUUUAAAUAUACAUAUAACAAUUACAGAUAUUUCUAUUCAGUAUUUAUUUUCAUUAAAUUAACAAUGUGAUAAUGAUCAUGAUAAUGAUGUUAUGAUCCGAAAUAAAACGAUGGAUUCAUUGAGAUUUAUCUUCCUUACUGAAUUUGUUCGUGAACAAUUCAAUGAUCUUCUUUCACUUAUUUCCUUUAGUUUAUUCUUCAAAAAAAGUGUUUCUAUAUGAAUUAUUUUGCACGAUUGUUAACAAUCAUGUUAGUAAUAAUGGGUUGUAUUAGGAUAACACUGAUAAUUGAUUAUAGUUAACAUUGAGUACAAACAUACUCAAGUAUUAUUACCGUUAUUAUUAUUAUUAUUAUUAUUAUUAUAUCAUUUCUAUAGUAUUCAUGACAAAUAAGAGAGUAUUUUUCAUUUCACUAUUUGCUUAUUUAUUCUUGAUUUUUCCAUUUUUGUAAUUUUUCUGUUCAUUAAUCUAAGUAAAUUAUCAUUGAGUUAUGAUUUAAUCUUUCGAUUAGGGUUGUUUUUGAAUUGAAUUGAAUUCACUAGUCGAUUUGAGCUAGAUUAUUGCCGUUUCGAAAUCAUGGAUGCGCAAUGCUGAAGAGUACCAUACUAGGACAUGACGGCGGCCCAAUACAUUCAGAUUUUCAAUGAUAGUCUAGCUUAAAUCGACUUGUGAAUUCAACUGUGAAAAUACUAAAAUCCCCAUACUGAUUUUAUUCAUGUGCUCACUAGUGAUUAGCUUCAAGAUGGAUUUCCUGGAGUUCUAAUGAGAAUCUGUGACCAGUAGAGUCCAAUACGUGUGGGGUGUGAGACCGUUAUCCACCUCAUACAAUGGCUGAGAGGUUGCUCAAGACCAUGGAUCGAUUGAAGUUAGACACUAACACCGUUGGAUGCCAGCUCAGUGGCUUCGAAGUUAAGCGUUCGCACACAAGACCGAAUGUCCGAGUUCCGACUCCUACAUGCGGGAUCGUGGAUGUACACUGUUGGGUAAUUUCAAACUAGAACGAAACGAACGUUCAGUGCUUCCAAGUUUUCAAUGAUAUACUUUUAUUAUCUUGUCAUACAUUAUCAUAUUCGUCAGUGACUUUUUGCACAGUAAAUUCUGAUUACAUUCAAUAAUCGGAAUUCUGUUUCAUUUUAGUGAAAUUCAUCAAAUUCUUGUAACAUUACUCUAUCGAAUCAGGUUAAAACUAUCUUUGUACAUUAGUCGAAGUAGCGUGGCUCAUUGAUUGAAUGUAGAAUUGAAUUUUCUGUUAUGUAACAUAAACCUGUUAUAGUAAGAGUUAUUCAUUCUUCUUAUCGAAAAUUAAGUCUAUACUAACAAAGGACUGGAUUAUCUCAUUGUUGAUAUUUAGGAUUGAAUUUUAAUUAGUCUUUGUUAACAUAUGUGCAUUUUGUGCGAAAUGCCUGACGAUAAAUAGUGAGUGGUCACCAGUUAGAAGUUAGCAGUUCCAGAAUCGAUAUCUGAAUAUUUUUUAUUCUUUUCAAUGCAUAUUACCUGCCAGCCAGCACGAUGUCUCUGAUUGUACUUUUUGUAACUUAUACAGCAAAAUGUCGUAAACUUUUCAUAAACGCAACUGAAUAGGUUAUGCGAUUAAUAGAUAUAAUGACAUAUUAAAACAAACAAAAUACAGAUAAUUUGUUGAAAUAUCUAUGUGCCAGGAACAGGUAGCCCAGAUAUUCAAGCAGGUCACCAAAGAAGCGUACGAUGCAAAUAUUGAAUAAGUUCGAUGGCUAUCUGAACCUAUCGACUUCGUGAAGUUGACGCAAAUGGUACUCUAUUCUAAUUUCAGUGUAAAAAGAAUUAAUGCUACAAUCGAAAUACAUUUAGCUGACGAGUUCGAAAUAGGACUAACAGCGUCCUCAAAUUGUACCAUGAUCCAUCUAUUCUAUUAAACCAACUAAAGAACUGAACUG